CUCCCACACCCACAUCCUCCUGGCGCAGGUAUGAAAGCAUCAGGGCCGCCGGGCAAGCAGCCACUCGCCGAGCCGCCGGGACCCAAAGUGCGCACUACAAGAGUGAAGAUGUCGCUGCUCCUCAGGUGCCUCCUCCUACUUUGGCUGCCCGCACUGCAGGUGUCUGCUGAUUGGUGCUACAACAACGCAACCUGUGGUCCCAGCACUUGGGUUACCUUAGGAAUGUGCAACGGGACCAAACAGUCGCCCAUCAACAUCAACUCAUCGGCGGCAGUCUACAAUGCCAGCCUGGGGGCCUUCAGCUUUACCGGCUAUGACAGCGUCAGCAGUAUGGUUGGCAUAACGAACAACGGGCACUCAGUGGAAGUAGAGCUGGGAGAGGGCGUGUCAAUCAGCGGCGGUGGUCUGCCCGACAACUACGUGGCGCUGCAAUUUCACUUUCACUGGGGCAACAAUGUGACCAACCCCGGAUCGGAGCACCGCCUCAACGGGAACCAGUUCCCUAUGGAGCUCCACAUCGUCCACACCAGGAAGGGAGUCAACCUCACCACAGCCACGAGUGACCCCCAGGGCAUUGCUGUGCUCGGCUUCUUUAUCAACGGUGUACCCAGCAAUGUAGACUCUACAGGGCUGAGCAACAUCCUAAAGAACAUCAGCACGACAAAUAGCAAAAUAUCCAACCCUGGUCUGAACAUUUCUAUUAACACCUUGCUGAGCGGGGUCGAUCUGACAAAGUACUUCCGCUACUCGGGGUCACUGACCACCCCAAACUGCUCAGAGUCCGUCAUCUGGACCGUUUUCAAUAAUCCAAUUCUGCUUCCUUCGUCCUUGAUCAACGCCCUUCCCGCCACCCUGCUUAAUGCCCAAAACGUCCCACUGGUGAACGUCUUCCGCCCUCCGCAGCCACUCAACUCCAGGCAGGUGAUGACAUCGAUGAAGAUGGCCUCCACGACGACAGCCCCCACCUCGUCCUCCUCCACCACCAAAAGCUCCUCUGGACAAGACGCCACACGGCUCCCGUCUCUCUCGGGACUGACCGCGCUGACUCUGGCAGUCCUGGUGAGCCUCCUCUUCAGAAAUUAAGAGAGGGGGGAGACGGGGGUGGGGGUAUGAAACAGGCCACCAUGAUUUAGGGCUGGCGUUGAUGACCACAAACAAAGUGGGGGCAUUACCUAAUGGGGGUGGGGUGGGGGCCUGUCAGAUUUGUAUUCAAAGACAAACCCCACCUCCGAAAUCCAUCAGCACCUCCCAAUGUGAGAAGAUGAAGCCAAAUGGACCCUGUGGCCGAGGCCGGGGGGACCUUCAUUCUGCUGCUGCUGCUUUGAAGACUCGAAUGCACAAAGCCUGCUGCUCGCGUGCGAUUACUGAUGUCGAAAUUAAAUUUUAUAAGACUGUAUUCUUAUCUUUCAAUCAAUUUAAAUUUUCAAUAAAUGCUAAUAAGUG
This is a messenger RNA of Erpetoichthys calabaricus (reedfish), 1443 nucleotides long. Its product is annotated as carbonic anhydrase 4-like. The transcript has 9 exons. Gene Ontology annotation, cellular component: plasma membrane. NCBI's taxonomy places the organism in Eukaryota, Metazoa, Chordata, Cladistia, Polypteriformes, Polypteridae. Gene Ontology annotation, molecular function: zinc ion binding; carbonate dehydratase activity. The coding region runs from base 31 to 1083 and encodes 350 amino acids. The record is from RefSeq and is a predicted model, not a curated record.